Molecule: messenger RNA, 2319 nt
Organism: Populus trichocarpa (black cottonwood)
Lineage: Eukaryota; Viridiplantae; Streptophyta; Magnoliopsida; Malpighiales; Salicaceae
Product: AP2-like ethylene-responsive transcription factor AIL6
Exons: 10
Coding region: 508-2028 (506 amino acids)
Biological process (GO): regulation of DNA-templated transcription
Molecular function (GO): DNA binding; DNA-binding transcription factor activity
Source: RefSeq, a predicted model, not a curated record
AUAAAAAGAAAAGCAGUAGCUCUGUCUGCCUGUCUCUAGCUAGCACCUCUCUGGUUUUACGCCGGUUGGCAGCUUAAAGCCUUAAACCGCUCAACACUUCCUUUAUUUAUGUCCACCUGCGAUUGCUAUCGACACCUCCUUCUCUUCCCUUCUCUUUCUGUGUUUUCUCCAUAUAGAGACACCACCAAAUCACAAAUACUGGGUUGUUGCAUGCAUUGUAUUUCUAGCCCCAGCUAGCUGGAGCUCAUCAAACUUCAGUUUAAACGAUCUCUUGAUGAAAACCAAAAAAUAAAGAUAAAAAGAUUGAGUUUAAAGCACUUUCUUUUUAGUAGGUAUUUUGCUUAGCUAGUAGCUUCGUGACGACUAUCGUCCUUUAGACAUGGGAUGUGGGUGUUUCUGAGCAAGUAACAGUUAAGAGUUUGUUUGAGUUUUAAAGGGAUUACUAUUUGUUUUGCUUUUCAAACCAGAAAGAAAAGAGAGAGAUAGAGAGAGAGAAGGAAAUUAAUAAUGGCACCAGCUACUAACUGGCUUUCUUUUUCACUCUCUCCAAUGGAAAUGUUGAGGUCAUCUGAAUCUCAGUUCAUGUCUUAUGAGAGCUCCUCUUCUGCCUCUCCUCACUACUUGUUCGAUAACUUCUAUGCUGAUGGCUGGGCACACCCCAAAGAAUCACAAGUCACGACCACAACAAUGGCAGAGAACUCUAAUAUUCUGACAAGCUUUAUAGGCCCAGAAACUCCACACCAACAAGUCCCAAAACUGGAGGAUUUUCUUGGAGAUUCUUCAUCAUCUAUUAAUGUUCGAUAUUCGGAUAAUAGCCAGACAGAGACCCAAGACUCGUCCUUGACCCACAUCUAUGAUCAUCAGGGCUCUGCAGCGGCUUACUUCAACGAGCAACAAGAUCUUAAAGCUAUUGCUGGGUUCCAAGCCUUCUCGACUAACUCAGGCUCAGAGGUUGAUGACUCGGCUUCAAUAGCUCCCACACAGGUUGGUGGUAUUGAGUCGACUGGGAACGAGUUGGGGUUCUCUAAUAAUGCGGCCUUGUCACUUGGGGUGAAUAAUGAUACUAGCAAUAAUCAGGGUGGCUCAACAGAGAAGCUUGCUAUUGUUUCUGCUGACAACGAUUGCUCUAAAAAGAUUGCUGACACCUUUGGUCAGCGAACUUCUAUUUACAGAGGAGUUACCAGACAUCGAUGGACAGGCAGAUAUGAAGCGCAUCUAUGGGAUAACAGCUGUAGGAGAGAGGGUCAGGCUAGAAAAGGGCGUCAAGUAUACUUAGGUGGGUAUGAUAAGGAAGAAAAGGCAGCUAGAGCUUAUGACUUGGCAGCUCUAAAAUACUGGGGUCCAACUGCAACCACCAAUUGCCCUGUUUCGAAUUAUACUAAAGAACUGGAGGAUAUGGAGUAUGUGUCCAAGCAAGAAUUCAUUGCCUCAUUGAGGAGGAAGAGUAGUGGUUUUUCACGGGGAGCCUCUAUUUACAGGGGUGUCACAAGGCAUCAUCAACAGGGUCGUUGGCAAGCGAGGAUAGGCCGUGUAGCUGGAAACAAGGAUCUCUACCUUGGAACAUUUGCCACAGAAGAGGAAGCAGCUGAGGCGUAUGAUAUAGCUGCCAUAAAGUUUAGGGGUCUGAAUGCAGUGACCAAUUUUGAGAUGAACCGAUAUAAUGUUGAAGCCAUCAUGAAGAGUGCUCUUCCAGUUGGUGGAGCAGCAAAGCGCUUAAAGACCUCACUAGAUGCCGAGCAUAAACCAAAUGUAAGCGACAACCACCAGCCCCAGCCGCGGUGCAACAGCUAUAGCACCAACAACAACAUCAGUUUUGCUGCUGUUCAGCCAGCUUCUACUGCAGUCCCAUGUGGUAUUACAUUUGAUGCUUCCACGGCGCUUUAUCAUCACAACCUCGUCCACCACCUCCAAACCACCAACAAUUUCGCAGCAACUGACUCCUCCGGUUCCACCUCAUCCAUGGCAACUGCAAUGACUACUUUGCCACAAACAGCUGAGUAUUUUACAUGGCCUCACCAAACUUAUUGACCAAAUUGCAGUUUUGACAUCAGAAAUUCAGUUAACAUGCAGUAGCAACAAACUUUCACUUUUUGGUGGAGCUUCUAGCUAGCUUGCUAGCUGAAAACUUUAGCUGACCCACCUUACCCUAAUGUUUACCUUAACUUUUGGUGCUGGACUGGUAAAGGUAUAGGAGGUUUUUUUGGUUUAAUAUAGUUGUAGUUAUGGCAGGAUGCUGGAUUUUGUAUGCGACUCUUUUAAGUGGGUGUUAGAUAAGACCUGUUUCAUUAAUGAUGAAGGAGAUCCAUCUGGUUGUGGGAA